Acanthaster planci (crown-of-thorns starfish) is the source of this 4882-nucleotide messenger RNA. Its product is annotated as glutathione synthetase-like. The record is from RefSeq and is a predicted model, not a curated record. Gene Ontology annotation, molecular function: ATP binding; glutathione binding; glutathione synthase activity. NCBI's taxonomy places the organism in Eukaryota, Metazoa, Echinodermata, Asteroidea, Valvatida, Acanthasteridae. Gene Ontology annotation, biological process: glutathione biosynthetic process. Gene Ontology annotation, cellular component: cytosol.
AUGUGCGAAAAAAAACGUUGAAAAAAAAUUUGCAUCGUAGGCAGGAGGACUUAAUAGUACCCUGGACAUGCUGGGCGUUAUUUGCUAUGCAUAGGCGACGUCAAACAUGGAAUAAUAUUAAUACUAUUGUUAGUAAAAAACAAAAAUAGGGCCUAGGCCUAGUUUAGUAUGUCUACCUCCAUGGUUUAGUAAAUUAACUGUUUACUUUCAGUUUAACUUUUAUCUGAGACAUUGUUAGGUAGAACAUAGCUGCGGCAUGUAAAGGUCGGAUCUGUCUAUGGAUCUACACGUACUCAAGCUUAAACCACUGCAAACGUCGGUUCAUACUUGGUCAUGUCGUGCAUGUUGGUGAAUGUGACGUAGACAGACAGUCAAGCAUGUGCAUGAUAUGGAUUUUUUCCACAUGUAUGCUUAAAUUUAGUAUGCCUAAAUAACGAAAUUAUUUAUUUCCAACUAGACCUAUGCCAUGUAGGCCGGUUUAGAUAAUUAAUUAGGCCACCGAUGCGAAGUUAGUUCCUGGUUGGAUGUUUGACAUUCAGUGCUAAACAACUGAACAAUUUCAGCCAUUGAAGACAAGAAUCGCAUAAACCAUGGCAACCUCAUCAUCCUUGGAGCCGAGUGUGCCACUGCCUCUAAGCCCUGACAUCCUGAACGACCUCCAGGAAUCCUCCAAAGACUGGGCCCUGACCCACGGACUGGUGGUCAUGUACAUGUCUCCCGAUCAGAUCUGUUGUCCAGAUCGCAUCACCUACGUGCCGCACACUCUCCUGCCCUCGCCCAUCCCACGUCAGCUGUUUGAACGUAUGGUCAGUCUACAGCCGCACAUCAACCUACUGAUGCACAGAGUGGCCGAAGACCGGGAGUUUAUGACUUCAGCUCUCAAAAGCACUAUAAAAGUGGAUGAUUUCACUGCAAAAUUGUUUGAAAUAUACGAAGAAAUGCACCAAGCAGGCUUCACAAAGCCUGUGAAGUUAACCCUGCUUCGCUCCGACUACAUGAUUGACACUUCAGGCCCACAGCAAGUCAUGAAGCAAGUGGAGAUUAACACAAUGGCCAGUAGUUUUGGGGGCCUAGCAGCCAACUUGACCCAUCUUCACAAAUACAACUUGGGCCUGCAUUCGGGUGCUCAAAGCAAUUUUGAAGACAAUUUGCCAAAGAAUGAAUCACUUGAAGCACUGGCUGAGGGAAUGGUAAAGGCGUGGCAGUUGUAUGGAAGAACAGAGGCUGUGGUCUGUUAUGUGGUUUGCUGUCCAGAGCAGAACAUUUUUGAUCAAAGGCUGUUGGAGUUUAUGAUGAAGAAAAAGGUGCCUUGUAUCCGGGUGAUUCGUCGAGGCUUGUCAGAGAUGGGAAAGAAAGGCCACCUCUCUGAAGACCGACGGCUGUUUGUAGAUGGGCUAGAGGUGGCUGUGGUGUAUUACCGAGUCGGUUAUGUCCCCUCCCACUUCUGCUGUGGUGAAAAGGCGUGGGAUGCCAAACUCCUCGCUGAAAAGUCGCUGGCGGUGACCUGUCCUUCCAUCGACUGGCAUCUAGCUGGUACCAAGAAGAUCCAACAGGAGUUGUCUAGGCCAGGAGUCUUGGAGAAGUUCCUGGAUGAUCCAGCUAUCAUUGCUGACAUCAGGGCGACAUUUGCCGGCCAGUACCACCUGGAACUGGAUGAAGAGGGUGAUGCAGCAGCUAUCAUGGGCAUCCGGGACCCUGAGAGAUAUGUCUUGAAGCCACAGAGAGAAGGCGGGGGUAACAAUUUCUUUGGAGACGAGCUGAUGCAAACACUGACAGAGUUGCAAGGGAAGGAAGAGCGAGCAGCAUAUAUCUUGAUGGAGCGGAUCCAUCCCCAGGUCAUCUCCAAUUAUGAAGUCCGUGGAAAUCAACCUGUACAACUUAAAGACAUGGUCAGUGAACUGGGAAUCUUCGGCAUAUUCGUGAGCAAAAGCAGCGAUGUUGUUAUGAACACAUGCGCUGGUCACCUUCUCCGAACGAAAAAUGUCAAGAUAAACGAGGGUGGAUUGGCGAUGGGAGCAUCGUGCAUGGACAGUCCCUACCUUGUGUGAUGCACACCGGGUGACAGCGAGAUGGAGGGGAGAAUCAGAGAAUCGGUGUCUGGUUUGCUUAAGUAUCAUGUAAAGUUCCCUCCUCUGCUCUAUGCAACAUUCACCGAAGACUUUAUUACCUCAAGGCGUGUUUGUUUUACCUGGAUCUGGAUCAGUGGUUCCAGCUCCGGUUGGCACCAUCCAUUGAUUAGGUUCUUGUGUCAGUGAACCAGUGACGGAUCACUGAUCGAGACUUGGAUCUGUGUGAAACGAACAUGUCCUCACUUUUGCUAUUGUGUUGUGCAGACUACACUUUUGAUGGUUGGUUUGUGAAAUGAAAGUGCUCUGUUCCUGCGCAGACUGAACCAUGUCUUGAGAUGACUAAAUUAGUUACAAUUCUGUUACAAAAGGUAAAACACAGUGUUCUAGGAGUUGCUUUUUGGUUUUGUUUUUUUAGUGAUGUUAAGUUAGAGUGAGACCAUUUGGAGCCAGCCGAAAAAUAGUCAACCAAUUUAGAUUUUAAAAUUGUAAUUGGUUUGUAUAGUAAUGGCACUAAACCCAUGGUGAAAUGAUUUCAUCUUGCAUGCUACCACUUUGAAGAAAAUGAUGGAAGAAAGUCAUACUUUUCCAAUGUGUUCUGAUUUAUAAUCGGGCAAAUAUGUGUGGUAGGGCAAUAUUUGACAAAUCCUAGUACAUGUAUAUUACUGAUAUACUGAACAUAUUACUGAUGUAAACGCUGGAUUCAGGCCAUAAAAAUGUAUGUAGGAUCUAUUGGUGAGUGGCAGUAGAAGUAAUUGUUUUUGUAAUUGUUUAUUAAUCAACUACCUCUGAUUUUGUUUUGAUAUCUUGACUAUAGAAUAUAGUUCUUUUUACUAAAGAACAGGAAUUCAGAACGUUACACUUGCAAAUAUUUGAAUGUUUGACUCAACCAUUUCCUGUAAGACGACAGAAUGCACACACACAAAAAAUUCUGUUUUGCUUGCUGAGUGAACUGGACAGGACUGGUUUAGGCUUUAAGAUAGCUGCGGUUGUAGCAAGUCCCAUAGACCUCGCUCAGCCCAUAUCAGGAUAAGCAGGUCUGCUUGUAAGUCAGCGUCUGCCGAGGGGUUUGCUGGGAGGAUUUAUGUGUACGAGUGUCCAGAUUUGUUGGAUUGAGAAAUAAGUGCACUUCGUCAAGAACAUUAUCUGCAGAGCUGAAACUUCAUCGGUAAGAUUUGAGAUCUUUUGUUGCUUCACACCCCCAGAAGGCACUUGUAACAGAGGAUGCAUUCUACCUUUAAAUCAAUUUUCAGUAAUUUUGAAGGAUGACUGACUGAGGGAAUUGUAGAUAUUCUUGAUAAGCAUUACAGUUAUUAGCUUUUUAAAUGAUUUGAUCUGUGUAUCAUACUUGGUUAUCGGGAUGUUUACCAGUUUGUUUGGCUUUUGAAAGCUUUUAUUAGUCCAUGUAAGCCAGGUUUUAAAAAAGACAUUUUCCUGUCAGGCUUUUUCUUUAACAAGUAGCGGAGGCGGCCACUUUUUGGAAAGAUGGGAGGUGGAACUUUGAACUCUUUUGCCGAUACUUUUGUGUAUCAUGUGAAGGAAUUUUAACCUGUUGAGCCCGUUUUAAGUUUGCAUUAAUAGCUAAAACAUUGAAAAAGGGAGGAGGGGUGGGGGAAAAAGAAGUUGGGCGGGGACAGGAAAGUCCUUUUUAAUCUGCUCAGUAUGACAUCAUUCACGUAAUGAACUAGUGUAACACAGGCAAAGAGAAUCCAUUAACUACAGUGAGUUAGUCAGGGCCAGCAUUGACAAAUGUAGGUAUUUUUGUCCACUUUUUCCAAUGAGGAUUCUUCUCCUGACUUUUUCUCGGCCUGCCCAAAAUGAGUUAAAAAUCUGAGGGAUGUACCCCUUAAAACUGUUGAUCUGCUCUUUAGACUAUUUUCAAAGUGCUUAUUGUGCUCAUGUAUAAAAAGAUGAAAGAUGAUAUUUUUCUAUAUUUGGAAACAAAAGAAGGGAGGUGUUGGUUUUAGAUAGAAAUGAGGUGAUCAGGUGAUGUCAGUUUCCAGUUUGAUGACAUCACAGAAUGUUGAUGUAUGCCAUCAGACUGUCUAGUUGGUCGCAUCACACUGAAGCGAGAUAUCUGUAGUACAUGUACUGUAUGUUAAUUGAUCAAGUCAAUUGAAGAGGAAAGGGGUCAUCUCCAAAUUUGGCCCUUCGGUGACUUCCUCGAUGAUGGCGUUACUAUUUUGGAACUUCCCAAAAUACUUUGUAUCAAGUGGUUUUCAUUUGCUUUCUUCAAAGUAAAGAAAAACAUAUUGCAAAUAUAACUUUAACUGUCUUUGAUGUGCCAGAAGGGGGGGCCUUUCAUUUUAUUACAUUAGCAAUUCUUGUGUUAAAUUGUCGCCCAACUCAAAAUCUCUCAUAUCCCAAAAUACACCAUAUCUGUAAAAGUUUGUGAGGUACUGCUGGUAGAAGAUAUAUUGCUCUUAAUUUGAUACCAGAUGAUAUCAUAUCAUAUGUGUAUGCAUGUGUGGGAAUCGAGGUCAAAGUUCAUAUCAAUUGUCACGUUUAUACGGUAUACUUCCUCAAAGAAAAGACGUGGAGAACUAUCCAGGAUAAGGGAGGAGAAAGACAGACCACAACAAACCCUAUUAACCGAAAACAUCAUGACAUCAUGCUUUGUUUACAUGUGCACUUUCCUGUGGGGCUUGAUGAAUCACAUCGCACCUGGAUGCCAUAAGAAAUGCAUAGGUAUGCAAAGCAUAACGUCAUUAAUGACGUCUCAGGUACAUAGGUGACCUGGCACUGCCCGAUUACCUAAAAAGAGAACAGAUUACUGAUUGUUGUAUUAAUAAAGGAUUUAUUAUUUUGGAGUAAAA